Messenger RNA from Rattus norvegicus (Norway rat), 884 nucleotides. It is a transcript of the gene Blvrb, whose product is annotated as biliverdin reductase B. Gene Ontology annotation, biological process: megakaryocyte differentiation; negative regulation of insulin receptor signaling pathway. The transcript is spliced from 5 exons. The record is from RefSeq and is marked provisional. Gene Ontology annotation, cellular component: cytoplasm. Lineage: Eukaryota; Metazoa; Chordata; Mammalia; Rodentia; Muridae. Gene Ontology annotation, molecular function: peptidyl-cysteine S-nitrosylase activity; riboflavin reductase (NADPH) activity. Bases 144 to 764 code for a protein of 206 amino acids.
GUGGAGUCGGAGGCGGGAAACGUCGUCUGGCCCCGCCCCCUCCUUCUGUGUGGAGGAGAACGCGCUGCGCGCCCCACCUUGCAGCUACUGGGUUCCCGCGCGUCCUCGGAGUUCUCAGCUUUUCGGGCCCUGGACCCUGCAACAUGGCUGUCAAGAAGAUCGCGAUCUUCGGUGCCACCGGAAGGACCGGGCUCACCACACUGGCGCAGGCGGUGCAAGCAGGUUACGAGGUGACGGUGCUGGUUCGAGAUUCCAGCAGGUUACCGUCAGAGGGGCCCCAGCCAGCCCACGUGGUGGUGGGAGAUGUUCUGCAGGCGGGCGAUGUGGACAAGACUGUGGCUGGACAGGAUGCCGUCAUCGUGCUACUGGGCACUGGCAACGACCUCAGUCCUACUACAGUAAUGUCCGAGGGCACCCGGAACAUUGUGGCAGCCAUGAAGGCACAUGGAGUGGACAAGGUCGUGGCCUGCACCUCGGCCUUCCUACUCUGGGACCCGAGCAAGGUGCCCCCUCGCCUACAGGACGUGACCGAUGACCACAUCCGGAUGCAUAAGAUUCUGGAGGAGUCAGGACUGAAGUACGUGGCUGUAAUGCCCCCACACAUUGGGGACCAACCACUAACCGGGGCCUACACAGUGACCCUGGAUGGACGAGGGCCCUCGAGGGUCAUAUCCAAGCAUGAUCUGGGUCACUUCAUGCUACGGUGCCUCACCACCCAUGAGUAUGACGGACAGAAGACCUACCCUUCCCACCAGUAUGACUAGGACCCUGGCCCUGGCUGGGAGGGUCCCAUCCUGAGAAAUGGCACACAUGGAGGGAUCAAUACAUUUUUAGCCAAGAACUUCAAAUUCUUUCAGAAAACCUAAUCCUAAUUUUCCUCUGUC